This is a messenger RNA of Ostreococcus lucimarinus CCE9901, 1833 nucleotides long. RefSeq lists its product with no specific name. The record is from RefSeq and is a predicted model, not a curated record. Gene Ontology annotation, molecular function: GTP binding. Gene Ontology annotation, cellular component: mitochondrion. The transcript has a single exon. Bases 1 to 1815 code for a protein of 604 amino acids. Lineage: Eukaryota; Viridiplantae; Chlorophyta; Mamiellophyceae; Mamiellales; Bathycoccaceae.
AUGCCGACGGCGACGACGCGCGCGAGCGGCGCGAGCGUCGCGGCGCGCGCGCAGCGGACGACGACGACGACGACGACGGCGGCGGGGACGCGAUGGGGACGGACGGGCGGGAGCCAGCGACGGGGGCGCGCGGCGACGGCGCGCGCGCGCGCGGUGGGGACGGGAACGCCGAGCGUGUGCCCGGGGUGCGGGGUCGGGCUGCAGCGCGAGGACGCGAACGCGCCGGGGUACUACGUGACGCCGAGACGCGCGCUGGAGGCGGCGGCGGCGGCGGAAGAGAGGAACGACGAGGACGACGCGGAGGAAGCGAGCGAGGCGUUCGAGUUCGAGGACGGCGACGACGAUGUGGACGACGACGCGAUCGACGAGACGUACGUGCCGCCGGGGUUCGAGUUGAUGGAUGAAGAAAACGUGAGCGGGUUGGACGCCGAGGAGGCGGCGGCGCGGUUGGACGCGUUGAAUUCUUUGUUUGACGACGACGAGGACGACGAGGCGACGAAACGACGGGCGAAGAAAAAGCGUGGACCGCCGACGGUGGUGUGCGCGCGGUGCUUCGCGCUGCGAACGAGCGGACGGGUGAAGAACGCGGCGGCGGAGGUACUGUUGCCGUCGUUCGAUUUCGCGCGCGUCGUCGGCGAUAGUUUCGAGCGGUUGACGGGCGAAGGCCGCGCCGUGGUUUUACUCAUGGUCGAUUUACUGGAUUUCGACGGAUCGUUUCCGGUGGAUGCCAUCGACGUCAUCGAGCCGUACGUGGAGAAGGGCGUGGUGGACGUCUUGCUCGUGGCGAACAAGGUGGACUUGAUGCCCACGCAGUGCACGCGCACGCGCUUGACUUCGUUCGUGCGACGGCGGUCGAAGGAUUUCGGGCUUUCGCGAUGCGCGGGCGUGCACUUGGUGAGCGCCAAAGCGGGGAUGGGGGUGGCGAUUUUGGCGCAACAGCUCGAAGACAUGCUCGAUCGAGGGAAAGAGGUGUACGUCGUCGGCGCGCAAAACGCGGGUAAGAGUUCGUUGAUCAACCGCUUGAGUCAAAGGUACGGCGGCCCGGGUGAAGAAGACGGAGGCCCGAUCGCGAGUCCGCUUCCUGGGACGACGCUCGGGAUGGUGAAGCUCCCGGCGCUGUUGCCGAACAGUUCAGACGUCUACGACACGCCCGGAUUGUUGCAACCGUUUCAACUCUCUUCGCGAUUGAACGGCGAUGAGAUGAAGGUCGUUUUACCGAACAAGCGUGUCACGCCGCGCACGUAUCGCAUCGAAGUCGGUGGCACGAUUCACAUAGGUGGUUUAGCGCGCAUCGACGUCUUGGAAUCGCCGCAACGCACGCUAUACCUCACCGUGUGGGCGUCGAACAAGGUCGCCACGCACUACGCGCGCACGACAAAGGGAGCGGACACGUUUCUCGAGAAGCACGGAGGGACGAAGAUGACGCCUCCGAUCGGAGAGGCUCGCAUGAGACAGUUUGGCGCGUGGGGGUCACGCGUCGUGAACAUCUAUGGCGAAGACUGGCAAGCGUCGACGCGAGACAUCUCCAUCGCCGGGCUCUGUUGGAUCGGCGUUGGGUGCAAUGGGAACGCUUCGUUCAAGAUUUGGACGCACGAGGGCGUGCAAGUCGUCACUCGCGAAGCGUUAGUUCCCGACAUGGCCAAGAGUUUAAUGUCGCCCGGUUUUUCCUUUGAAAACGUCGGCGGCGAUUCGUCAAACAAGCGUCCGAACGAUCGCGCGAAUCGGCAACGCGGUCGAGGCGGCGGCGGCGGCGGCGGCGGUCGAGGCGGUCGAGGCGGUCGAGGCGGUCGAGGCGGUCGAUCGCGGUCGUCAUAGCGGUCAAUCAAUAAAAGU